Messenger RNA from Wickerhamiella sorbophila, 4374 nucleotides. RefSeq lists its product as hypothetical. Gene Ontology annotation, biological process: nuclear pore organization. Lineage: Eukaryota; Fungi; Ascomycota; Dipodascomycetes; Dipodascales; Trichomonascaceae. Gene Ontology annotation, molecular function: structural constituent of nuclear pore. Gene Ontology annotation, cellular component: nuclear pore; nuclear pore inner ring. The transcript has a single exon. The record is from RefSeq and is a predicted model, not a curated record. The coding region runs from base 1 to 4374 and encodes 1457 amino acids.
AUGCAGUGGAAUACCGAGCCUUUUGUGGCUGUGUACGAAGCAAUCCAGGAGCCCGGUUUGUCAGUGGACGAAGCUGUACGUCUGACUGCUGAUAUGACUGAGGAUCUGUCCAAGCUUUUCGCUGCACCGGCGAAAUCGGAAACCAGCCGCCAAACACUGGGUAAACAGGUGGUUGAAUUCGACGGAAUCGAGUAUCGUUUGAGCGAGGACUUUGUCAAUUCUGCAGCGCAGGUGUCUGAUGAACUUAAUAUCGAUGAAUUGGUCGCAGCAAAACUCGUCCAUUAUACAUACGAGGAGUCCCAGCGUCGGGGUAUUUCACCAGUCGAUGCAGCUCUUGCGGGCUUUUACACCCGUCGACAGUAUAUUAUCGCUAUUCUCACACUUCUUGUGGAAAAUUUCGGCAAAGAUCAGGCCCUGAAACCAGUGUUAGGUAGCUCCCCGUUCACAGCAGCCUCCGAUGCUUUGCAAGCCGUUGAAGCGCGUCUUGUCGAUCUUGACGAGAAAACUAAGCGCGGCGAGUUCAUGGGACUUGAUAUGAAUCUUAAAUUCGUCCAAACACUCCGGGUCCAGCGUGAUUUUCUUGUCCAGGAACACCAGGAGCUCGGCGUUUUGGGUAACCGGCUAAUCAAAGCAAACCACGCUACCCCUGACGAAAUUAUUCGACUCUUGAGUCACAUGGCUACAUUUACAACCUACUCGACCAGAAUGCUAGCAUAUGUUUCUAUUAUUACCACGUUUUUUGCUGGCUUGGACCCUUAUAUUGAGCCAAGUGGUUUGGCGAGCCCAGUUUCAGACUCAGACGCCGGUCGUAUUUUUGUUUCUUUGACUGGAGACGCCGCUAAACAUACUUGGAAACUCAAAUGGUGGCACGGUGCUGUUCAACUGGUCUUUACUGCCUUUUAUGCCGGUUUCAUCACAACUAGCGACCGCAGUAAACACACGUAUGCCGAGAUCCUAGUAGCUGUUCGCUCAGCAGUUAACCUUGGCGGUUUCGAAACCUUGAUGGCUCUUGCUAGUGAUAUCAAUUCAGUGCCAAACCUCAGCAGUGCCACAGGAAAUGAUUUUACCCCCGUGGUUAGAACCCGUGUGCCUUCAAUGGUCCUAUGGUCACCUACAGUGCUUCCCGAGCUCAUUGAUAUUCUUUUCCCGGCGCUACAACUACUUAUUGAGGCUUUAACUGCUAAUUUGGCCGAUAUCUUGAAAGAAAUGCGUCUCAAUGAAGAAGACAUGUAUUUGGCUUUAGCCACUGCGGGUACAGCCCCUCCCGACCAGGCAUUCGCGCCCUCACAACAGCUACUGCAUGUUUUGCCCGAAGGUCGUCUUCAAAUGCGCCAUAAGGAGUCGGGUGAGGCUAGCAAGACGCCACACCCUUCAAAAGAUUCAGCUCCUCAUUCAGGCCCUGGCCGUGAUCUGGAGAGAUUCUUCUUGUUUGUUGCGUACACAUACCGGAAUAGGCCUGAUGCAGGCUUGAAGUUUUGGAAUGACAAACAAAAUUCUCUCUAUGGGUUUUUGGUUUGGGCUUCUCAGUGCCAAGUUGCGUUUAUGGCGGCAACUUUUGCUGAACUGUUGACGGCUGUUUCUGCUGGGCCUCAGGCAGCUGCCCACUGCCAUGCAUUCUUGCAACAGCCAAUAAAGUCAGGCAAAAAUGUCUUUGUAUUACGAUGGCAAAGUCUCCAUGACUUACUGGGCCAUUAUGCCCUUGAGAUAGACCCAAAUGCUAAGCGGGACGAGCCGGAACCUGCACCAGAGACGAAGUCGUUCGAUAUGGCUACGCAGGGCAUCGGCUCUGCCGACGCUGUAGAGUCUAAACGCGUAAAGGAGCCGUCGAAUGAGACGCUCCGUCCUCUCGAUGAGGAUACAAUGAUGGUUGCUUUAGCCUAUUUGGGACUUGUCCGCCAGGUGGUUUCUGAUAACUCAGAAGCAUCAGUUGCUCUCUCUACCCCACCACAUGAUUUAAUUGACCAGAUCUUCAAGCUACUUUGUUUCCAGACCCCAAUGGUUGCAUCACUGCUAGCUGCACUGGCUGCGUUCGCUCAACACACUGACCCACACCGACUGUGGAUGGGUCUCGAUGACUGGGCGUUUGCAGCGACUAUCCAUGUUCCGGGCAGUUUGUUGAGACCACUACCUACCCUGCCGCCGCGGCUCGAUAGUCUGCUUCGAUCCGUACCAGAAGUCCAAGCCUUUACUGCUUUGCUGCGCGAGCUUGUUUCCAAGAAGGACACCAAAUUUAGCCCUCGCCUUGAUGAUUAUAUUCAGUUUGUGCUUGGUGAGGUUUUAGCCACUACCGGAAGCGAUAAAAUUGACAAGAACGACAGGGUUAUUCUCCUCGAAGCAUCUUUGUCUCUCGCUCACGAGUUGGGUGCUCCUGCGCAUCGUCUUCUCAGCACCCCUCCGGUAUAUGCAUCUAUAUUCAAACUGCUGUUUACGGGUCUUGAGGAUAUAGCUGAUUUGAGCAGCAGCCACUUGCUCGUACGUGCUAUCGUUACAGCGAUGCGUGUGGUUAUUGAUAUGCUAAGUGCAAACAUUGUUGAUCCCAUGCUAUUCAACCUGCAGGUAACACCAAACCUAGCGUUGUAUAUGGGUAGCUUGCAUACCGAAAUCGCUAGAGUUAGUGUCCAACUGUUUUCGCUGCUGAAAAACACUCCUGAGUUUAUGGCUGGGGGAGGCAGAUCUGACAGGGUUCUCAGCAUUUUACAGUCGGCCUCAGAUUCGGAUCGUAUCAGAUACGGACUUAUGGAACAACUGCAGCGUGAGGAUACAGAAUUCGAUGUGAAACUAAGUAUUUUGGAUCUAUUGGCCAGCUAUUUGGUUACAGAGUCAGACUCCAAGGGCACAGUUGCCCACCAGCUACUGGGUUUCCGUGUUCAUGCACUGGGGCACUUAGCGUUAGAUACCGCACCGGGAGGUAUCGCUUCUGGUGCUUCGCUUCUAGACACUAUUGGAGCACUUCUUGGCAGUGCAGUAUCAGAUAUGUCUGGAUGGGUUGAGGAAUCUUGCGCUGCAAUCGCUGCGCGAACAUCUGGGAUUGUAGCUCAUUUGUGCCGUGACCCUCUAUCAUCCAAGAUUGUUCUUGAACAUUUACGUGAAUCAGAGUUCCUGUUGACCUUACUUGACUUGGAACCCACUCUGAGUCUUGACUGGAGUCUCUCGCAGCAGGCCCGCAGAGAUUUCUUUGUUCACCGGGCAAAUCUACUUGACAUGCUCGCGCAUGAAGUUCAUCAUGUUGGCCAAGACAAAAUGCUUUCGCUGCUUUCUCGAUAUCAGCAAACUCUCAUGGAUUUAGAAAACCCAGGUAAAUCGGCCCUACGGCUGCUUGACUUUAUGAAGUUUGCCAACGACGACGCAGCAAGUGCCCAGCUCCAGUGCUUGCGUUCUUGGUGCCAGCUUGUUCCUGUUCUCGUGAACACACCAGGGGACCAUUUGACUUUUGUGCUUGAAACUAUUCAAACCCUGGUCCCCAAGCUCGCAGAGUACGGCCGAACAGAUCCAGAAUUCUGUCGACCGUUGGCGUCUCUGUUGGUUCUUUUGCUUGAACAAUACCAAUCCGCUACUGGGAAGGAGCAGGUCUCAUUUGACAGAAUGCAUCCUUUGUUCCAAGCGGCCUUGCUGGCGAUUCAGACAUCUGUCUCCACCCCAGAUCUUCGAGCUGAUCUCUACGUUAUCUGCUAUCAGAUAAUCAAAAUGAUUUUAAUCAACGGAGACCAAGCUGCAUUUGAGCACAAGCUCCGUCUGGUGAUUACAGCGGGUGCACGACUUGUUCAAGUGGUGGCUAACGACGCCCUCGGGUUUGAUGAGCGGCUUCGUCUUGUGGCUUUAAUCUUCUUGUACGAUCUCGCAGCGUUGGCUCGGCGAGCUAACUCACCAUUUAUUGAGCAAGCGCUUGUGCGAUACAACAUUGUAAACCUCCUGAUUCAAGCUAUCCCUUCGCUUGAUACUGGGAUUGCUCGCACAUCACCUACCGCAGCCUCAGAUCGAAGUGCCCUGAAAGUUACCCUGGCUCUUCUAUUACAAUUAGCACAAACCCGCUACAGUGCCGACUUUAUUUUGGGAGGUGGUCUUUUAGACGUUCUCGACCAAAGCUUGCUAUUAAAGCCCUCUGCAUCAGGCCAACAACAGCCUCACAGCGAUAUUCUCUUGGUUCUAUUUCAGUUGGUUGCUGCUGUGAUUGUGGCAAUGGGGGCAGACAAUAAGGAUGUUAUCCAGCAGGCAAGACAGAUGCUGGAGCGUCAUCAGCACCUACUCCUUGUAGUUUUACGCACUGACGCAGAAGCCCACGGCCUAGGCAACCUCGCGGGACUGGCUGAUGUUGUUGUUUUAUUGAUCUCCCUUACAGGGUUUGUUCCAAAUAGAAUGCCGUUGGCGACUGUUUAA